This is a messenger RNA of Brienomyrus brachyistius, 2632 nucleotides long. It is a transcript of the gene cdk5r2a, whose product is annotated as cyclin-dependent kinase 5, regulatory subunit 2a (p39). The transcript has a single exon. Gene Ontology annotation, molecular function: cyclin-dependent protein serine/threonine kinase activator activity; protein kinase binding. Gene Ontology annotation, biological process: positive regulation of cyclin-dependent protein serine/threonine kinase activity; brain development; activation of protein kinase activity. The record is from RefSeq and is a predicted model, not a curated record. Bases 353 to 1297 code for a protein of 314 amino acids. Gene Ontology annotation, cellular component: protein kinase 5 complex; cytoplasm. Lineage: Eukaryota; Metazoa; Chordata; Actinopteri; Osteoglossiformes; Mormyridae.
AUUGCCUGCCCUUCUCUGUUUGGCUGAGCUGGAACGAUUCGUCCGGGUUUGCAGCUUCAUUCGAGUUAUACUUGCUUUGUCGAGAGUCCCCCCUCCCCUUCCCAGUCCUGCCCACUGAUCUCAUUGACCGCGGCUGUGGGUUACCGGGUUGCUGCAGAAGGAGUGGCCGUGUGCACACCACCGCUUGCUGGAAUCCUUGCCUCUGCAGCAUUAGUGAUCGACCAUAAUCUAUCCAUGGACCUGAAUCAACGCGCCUGAUAAGAAAAACUUCGGGGCAGCCUCCGGGACCCGGAGCGAGCAACAGGACAGCGCAUUCCCCGAGGCCGUUGGGUGUUGGCCGGAAGAGGCAGAGAUGGGCACGGUGCUCUCCAUAUCGCCGACAUCGCGGAAAGGGGGCACCGUGGAAGAGAAAGCCGACAGCGCCCACCCGGCAAACAGCAAGGAGAAGAACCUGAAGCGGCCUUCGGUGCUCAUAUCGGCUCUGACAUGGAAGCGUCUCGUCGCCGCAUCGGCUAAGAAGAAGAACGCUAAGAAAGUGAACCCGAACCUGUCGGCGUCGCAGCCCGGGGGAAACUCAGUGGAAAAGCUCAAUAAUGAGAAUACCAAGAAGUCGCAGCAAUCCGGUUCGGAUCGGAAGGGAUCACAGAAGCCUGGGCUGCUUGCAGUACCCGUACCGACAGUCCCUAACCAGAACCCCCCGCCCGGCCAAGCCCAGAAUGUGUCACAGAACCCCAAACAGCUCAAGUCGGUCCAAAAGCAGUCCAGCGACCGGCCUCUGGUGUCUCCGAGACGCGUGAUCGUCCAGGCAUCCACCGGAGAGCUGCUGCGCUGCUUGAGCCAGUUCAUGUGCCGGAGGUGCUUUAAGCUCAAGGAGCUCAGUCCCAAUGAGAUCAUCCUCUGGUUCAGGAACGUGGACAGGUCGCUGUUGAUCCAAGGCUGGCAAGAUGAGGGAUUCAUUAAUCCCGUAAACGUAGUUUUUGUUUACUUGCUCUGUAGAGAAGCGAUCAGCGACGACAUCGACACCGAGUUUGAACUUCAAGCUGCCUUUCUGACCUGCCUCUACCUGGCUUAUUCCUACAUGGGAAGUGAAAUUUCGUACCCCCUCAAGCCCUUCCUUGUGGAGGCCAAUAAGGAAGUCUUUUGGGAGCGAUCGCUGCGGAUGAUUGAUAAGAUGAGCCCCAAAAUGCUGCAGAUCAACUCGGAUCCUCAUUUCUUCACGGAGGUUUUCCAGGACCUCAAAAACGAAGCGGAGUCGAGGGACACGAACGGCAGAUGUACAAAUAACUUGGACCGCUAAGAGAGGAAAGCAGAUAUCUCAAUAUGUAGGCUUAUUACGCUUCUCGCGUUCUCCAUGGGUGGUUGAGUCCUGGAUCCAGGCAGCAGACCUGGGAAGGUGAAUGUGCUCUGCAGCCGGCGAAUCAAAAAGACACUUUGUAUCCGUUUUUCUCAGAUAAGAAACGUUUUGUGUUGUAACAGUUUAAAACAUUACCUCAUUGCUACUGUGAAUCACAGUACAGCGGGGUUCGGGUAAGGGGCAGUCCAAUAAAUGCAUGCCUAAAGUAUUUUAUUUGUACCUUCAUUGUGGCUUUUAAAAUGGCCGUGUGGUGCAGGGGCGACAGUGGAGAAAUGUUAGCUAGUGCGUCAGUGUUUAGUUAAUUGAUUGCAAAUUUGUUUCAGUUUUGAGAGGCAGGAAAAGCGAGAAUUACGGCAGUAUGGCGUAGCUGGAGCUAUCCAAGGUGCUGGUCUGCAAUGGACACGUUGCACAAGUGCUACGUUCAAUCACACCAUUUGUUUGAACUAUGAAUGUAAAAUUUAUGACAACGGAAAAUGUCAAACUACUGUUCUAUGUGCCAACUGUUAUAGUAUAAAACUUUGUUUAUAUUGUAUAUUUAAAACAAUUAUAUAAAUGCCAAUGCUAUCUCGUCCUUUUGCGAUUUUAUUAACAUUUGUUUGGACUUUUUUUAAGUAUGAAAGGAAGGAUAGGAAGUCAAUGCAACUGGUUUCAGUGAAUGUCAGUACAUCGUCUAUGUGAAUGUGCACUACUAACAGGGCAAAGAUAGCAAUUCUCCUUACAAGCCGUAAAGGCUUAUUUUUCGUAACCAGACUGCAUUUCCUAUAGCUCUGCUGGAAUACCCUUCUCUUUGAGAUUCACGGUGCGAAGGAAUGCUUUAUCUCCUCAUCUCAGAAUCCUAUCUCUCCAUGUAGACUCGAGUAGGCUAGUUUUCUCAUUAAAUUACGGAGAUGAAACCCCGGGACGUAUUCUCAGAGACUUAUAAGGUUUAUAACGUCCGAUUACCAGUAAGAAACUGACUUCAUACCCUGAGCCUUUUAUGCCAGCAAAAGAAUAAAAUAAACAGGCGUAAGAUGUAUUAAUAUUAUUUCUGGACGUCAAACGUGCAAAGGAAGGAAUUUGUGCUUAUUUUUCUCACCCAAUGCUGUUUCUCACUUUGCCGGUUUUACCUGUAUAUUGUGACCAAGUAGAACUCAACUAAUAUUUCUACCGGGAAAGGAAAAUAAAUAUUUGAAAACGCUGGCAAAAUAUACAUUGGUGUACAGUCAACAGUUGUGAACAUUGUUCUAAACAAAGGGUCAGCAAACUGGUGGAACAAUAAAAUAAACAUAUGUAGAAAUA